This is a messenger RNA of Acanthochromis polyacanthus (spiny chromis), 1795 nucleotides long. RefSeq names its product ribonuclease inhibitor-like. Gene Ontology annotation, molecular function: protein binding. The transcript has 5 exons. The coding region runs from base 1 to 1077 and encodes 358 amino acids. NCBI's taxonomy places the organism in Eukaryota, Metazoa, Chordata, Actinopteri, Pomacentridae. The record is from RefSeq and is a predicted model, not a curated record.
AUGUUCCACUGUUACAGCAACAGGAAGGAGAAGGUUCUGGAGGACUUCCUGGGAACAGACUGGGAAAACGAGAACAGAGGCACUCUGGAUGUGUUCCUGAAGAGAGUGAUGGAGAAAUCCCUGAGAAGUAAAAAUGGUCACCUAGACAGGUUUGUUCGCUUCCUUCAUGGCCUCUGUCUGGAGUCCAACCAGAGACUGUUAAGAGGUCUGCUGGGUCAGACAGAGAAUCAUCCAGAAAUGAUCCAGAGAGUCAUCAUCAACCUGAAGGAGAUGAAGAGUGAUGAAAUGUCUCCAGACAAAAGCAUCAACAUAUUCCACUGUCUGAUGGAGAUGAAGGAUCUCUCAGUUCAUCAGGAGAUCCAAGAGUUCCUGCAGUCAGAGGACAGAUUAGAGAAGGAACUCUCUGAGAUCCACUGCUCAGCUCUGGCCUACAUGCUGCUGAUGUCAGAGGAGGUUCUGGAUGAAUUGAACCUGAAUACGUACAGUAUAUCAAACGAGGGAAAACUGAGACUGAUUCCAGCUGUGAGGAACUGCAGAAAGUUUCGACUUUAUAACUGUGGACUCUCAGAGAGUCACUGUGAAGUUGUGGCCUCAGCUCUGAAGUCCAACCCCUCCCAUCUGAUAGAACUGGACCUGAGAGGAAACAACCUGCAGGAUUCAGGAGUGAAGCAUCUUUCUGCUGGACUGCAGAGUCCAAACUGUAAACUGGAGACUCUCAGAUUGUGGGACUGCAGUUUGUCAGAGAUCAGCUGUGAUUCUCUGGUCUCAGCUCUGAAGUCCAACCCCUCUCAUCUGGAACAUCUGGACCUGAGUUUCAACAACCUACAGGAUUCAGGAGUGAAACAUCUGAGUGGUUUUCUGGAGAGUCCAGACUGCAUUCUGAAGAUUCUGAGACUGAGGGAAUGCAGUUUGUCAGAGAUCAGCUGUGAUUCUCUGCUCUCAGCUCUGAAGUCCAACCCCUCCCAUCUGAUAUAUCUGGACCUGAGCAGGAACAACCUGCAGGAUUCAUCAGUGAAACAUCUGUUAGAUCUUGUGAAGAGUCCAGACUGCAUCCUGAAGACUCUGAGAUGGAAGUGAUGCUGAUCAGGACGGUGUUUGUGCUGAGAGGAUGAAAUGUGUCCUGAUGAUCCAGAGGUUGAAGCAGCAGCAGCUGGUGUGUAGAGACUGUGACUGGACUAUGUUACUGGGAGGUGGACUAGGAACCAGUAUGAAGUGUGUUGUUCCUGUAUAGUUUAGUGUUGCAGCUCCACACUGUGAAUGAUGGAGAAGUUCAGUUAAUGUUGACUUGAUCCGUUGGAGGUUGAUGUCAGAUUGCAGAGUGUGCAGGAAGUUUCAGGAUGAAACGCAUCCUGACUCCGCUUGUAAAAAACACUCAGGGCCUUCAGGUGUUUAAUCAGGACUUUUCCAGCACAUGUUAGUUGUUUGAUGAUCAUCAGUCAGUUUUCUGCUGACAUGUGGUUACAUCAGCUCAGUUCCUGCUCUCUGACAGAAAGUGUAUUUGUCCAACUGGUCAGUUUGUCAGUCAGGAUGGAAUUCUGAAUCCAGACCUCCAUCAUGAACUUCAUGUUCAGAUCCACUGUUUGUUUGAGAUGAAAUGUUCUGAAAAUUCCACAGCAGAUGUUUCUCCUGUUUUUAGCUUUAGUUGUGGGCAGUGAGUGUAGGUGAGUCCAAGCAGGGUUUUCAUUUGGACUUUUAUCUGCUCAACAUAGGAGAGUUCAGUUUGGUGGUAACUUGCAGUCAGAAAUCUUCUAGUCGUUUCUCUUCAUUUCUUUUCAGUAGCACCCGUCACCCUCCG